GGAAAACAUGGACACGCAGGUUGCCCUGAGCACGGUGGGGCGGCUGGCCGGCAUCCCUAGCGGCGGCUGCUUCGGGUUCGCAGGCACCAAGGACAAGCGGGGGGUCACCUGCCAGUUCGUCACGGCGUUCAAGGUGUCUGCCUCCCGCCUAGCCGCCCUCAACUCCCGCCUCCGCGGCAUUCGUCUGGGCGACUUCUCCUUCGCCGAGGAGGGACUUCGACUGGGGCGGCUGGCAGGCAACGAGUUCCACCUGGUCAUGAGGGACGUACGACCCACGGGUCACUUGCAGCAGCCGCAGGGGCAGCGGGAAGCUGGCAGCAGCAGCAGCAGCACUGCGGCUGCUGCUGCGGUGGAGGAGGUGAUUGCGGAGGUGGCGACGGCUUGUGAGGCGGUUGCUCGCAACGGUUUCAUCAACUACUUUGGGUUGCAGCGCUUUGGAACGGGCGGCGCGCCUACCCAUCAGGUGGGUCGAGCGCUGUUGCGAGGCGAGUACGAACAUGCGGUACGGAUGGUGCUGACGGGGCGACCUGACGAGCGACCGGACAUUGCGGCGGCUCGACGGCUGUUCUUCGAGAAGGGAGAUGUCAAGGGCGCCCUACGCGGCAUUCCCCCCUUCAUGCUGGCUGAACGGGCGGUGCUGGGCGCGUUAGCGCGGCAGGGGC
Messenger RNA from Astrephomene gubernaculifera, 662 nucleotides. The record is from the annotation of a GenBank genome assembly. Lineage: Eukaryota; Viridiplantae; Chlorophyta; Chlorophyceae; Chlamydomonadales; Astrephomenaceae.